Molecule: messenger RNA, 1353 nt
Organism: Archocentrus centrarchus (flier cichlid)
Lineage: Eukaryota; Metazoa; Chordata; Actinopteri; Cichliformes; Cichlidae
Gene: npy4r
Product: neuropeptide Y receptor Y4
Exons: 1
Coding region: 1-1353 (450 amino acids)
Biological process (GO): G protein-coupled receptor signaling pathway
Cellular component (GO): neuron projection; plasma membrane
Molecular function (GO): neuropeptide binding; neuropeptide Y receptor activity
Source: RefSeq, a predicted model, not a curated record
AUGUCCUUGAGUGGCAACGCAACCCAGUUUUCUUUGUCAGCAUCACCUCUUCCUUUGAUCUUCAACAGCUCCACCUCUCCACAACCUCCAGCUUGGGAGAAGGAGAGAGCCAGCCAUGAGUCUGCGCAGGAGUGGCCAGGGAACGAGACCCAUCUCCUCUCAGACUUCUCUGUUCUGGAGCAUGAUGAGCAGUGCCACAUGUCUCCUGUCCUGACAGCAUGCCUUGUAGCCUGGUACAGUGCUACAAUGGUGCUAGGGUUGGUGGGCAAUAUCGGCCUCAUUUGCAUCAUCGCCCGCCGCAGAGAAAAGGUCAAUGUCACCAGCAUUUUCAUCUGCAACCUGUCGUUCUCUGACAUUCUGGUGUGUGUCUUCUGCCUCCCUUUCACUGUCAUAUACACAAUCAUGGACCAUUGGGUGUUUGGCUCGCUGUUAUGCCGCCUGGUGCCAUUCAUCCAGUGUGUGUCUGUGAGUGUGUCGGUGUUGUCUCUAGUGUUUAUCGCUCUAGAAAGACACCAGCUUAUCAUUAACCCCUCUGGAUGGAAACCAAGCGUUCCUCAGGCCUACAUGGCAAUUGUUCUCAUUUGGAUUCUAGCCUGCUUCACCUCUUUGCCUUUCUUGGCCUUUCAGCUGCUCACAAAUGAGCCCUAUGCUAAUGUAAUCCUGCCUAUGUCAUCCGUACAUGACCAAGAUUCUCUUCAGGCUUAUCUCAACACAUCUCCUCCUCAGCCUGUCUCCUACACAUACAAAAACCUGUCUGUGCUUCAAAAUUCAUACCACUCGCUCUUUUCUUACGUCCCCACCUCUCCACAUAUGGAAGCCUGUGUGGAGCACUGGCCAUCCCAGGGUCACAGGGUCGCUUACACCACGUGGCUCCUGCUGUUCCAGUAUUGUGGGCCACUGUUUUUGGUCCUGCUCUGUUAUGUUAGAGUUAUUGUGCGGCUUCGUCACCGCAAAGACAUGCUGGACCGUGCCCGGACCCCAGAGUGCCAGCGUAUGACCCACAGCCGCCGGAUCAACAUCAUGCUGGUCGCACUCAUAACAGUAUUUGCUCUCUGCUGGCUUCCUCUCACCAUCUUCAACGUGGUGUCAGACUGGAACCAGGAGGCUCUGCCUGUCUGUCACCACAACCUGCUGUUCUCCCUCUGCCACCUGCUGGCCAUGUCCUCCACCUGCAUUAACCCCAUCAUCUACGGUUUCCUCAACUCUAACUUUAGGCAAGAGGUGAGCGAGGUGCUCCUGCACUGCCGCUGUUUCCCGCUAGAGGAAGAGUGUGAGCGUUACCCCAUGUCCACUGCACACAUUGAAGUAUCCCACACCUCUGUGCCUCUAAACUGCAGGAGCAACUCAGUCUGA